Molecule: messenger RNA, 1129 nt
Organism: Chinchilla lanigera (long-tailed chinchilla)
Lineage: Eukaryota; Metazoa; Chordata; Mammalia; Rodentia; Chinchillidae
Gene: Eef2kmt
Product: eukaryotic elongation factor 2 lysine methyltransferase
Exons: 8
Coding region: 45-1034 (329 amino acids)
Source: RefSeq, a predicted model, not a curated record
CCCCGCUUCCGCCUGUCUCCCAGCAACGUCGGCCCCUCCCCACCAUGGCGCCAGAGGAAAAAGCUGGGAACUUGUGCCUGCUGCGGAGUUUCGAGCGCCGCUUCCUGGCGGCGCGUCCCCUGCGCUCCUUCCCCUGGCAGAGCCUGGAAGAAAAAUUAAAGGAAUCACCAGAUUCUGAGCUGCUACAGGAAAUUUUGCACAAGACUGUGAAACAUCCUGUGUGUGUUCGGCACCCGCCCUCAGUGAAGUACACCCGAUGCUUUCUCUCGGAGCUCAUCAGAAAGCAUGAGGCUGUCCACUCAGAGCCUUUGGAUGAGCUGUACGAGGCAUUGGCAAAGAUCCUGACUGCUGAGGAGUCCACCCAGUGCUACCGGAGCUAUUUGCUGCCUUCAGGAACCCCGCUCACACUCUCAGAGAGCACGGCCAUCGUAUCCCACGGCACCACAGGCCUGGUCACGUGGGAUGCUGCCCUGUACCUCGCAGAAUGGGCCAUCAAGAACCCAUCAGUUUUCACUCACAGGACUGUGCUCGAGCUGGGCAGUGGAGCCGGCCUCACAGGCCUGGCUAUUUGCAAGAUUUGCCACCCCAAAGCAUACAUCUUCAGUGACUGUCACAGCCGUGUCCUUGAGCAGCUCCGAGGAAACGUGCUACUUAAUGGCCUCUCGUCAGAGCCAGAUGCCGCCACUGAUGCAGAGAGACCCCUGGUGACGGUGGCCCAGCUGGACUGGGAGGUCGCCACUGUCCCUCAGCUCUCUGUCUUCCAGCCUGAUGUUGUCAUCGCAGCAGAUGUGCUGUAUUGCCCAGAGGUGGUCCUCUCGCUGGUUGGAGUCCUGCAGAGGCUUGCAGCCUGCCGCAAAGACCAAGCUCCUGACGUCUACGUGGCCUUCACUGCGCGCAACCCAGAGACAUGCCGGCUGUUUACCACGGAGCUAGGCCAGGCCGGGAUCCGCUGGGAAGCGGUGCCUCCUCACGAGCGGAAGCUGUUCCCGUAUGAAGAGCAUUCGGAGACAUCAAUCCUGAAGCUCACACUGUAGGUCUCACCAACAGAUUGGAAGAUUAUUAUGCAAGUUAAGUCAGUAUCGUGGGAAGAGUUUUUCCACAUAGAAAAGCUGAUAAAACUUUCAUUGAA